AUGUAUAAGAGACUCGGCAUUGCAAAGAUGGCGGCGCCCAUGGUGAUCACACGGGUAAUACAACUUGGCUCGAAAAACUCACUUUUAAACCUUACUGAAAAGAUUUCAAGAAUAUGCAGCUGCAGUGUCCAGAGACGAACAUAUUACGACUAUGAUUACGAGUCGGACAUCUCUAAAGAAGACGAAGAAGUUAUAUACAAGUGGAGCAAGAUCAAGAACACCCUAGGGCCUAGCCCGCUAAAAGAGGCACCCUGGCCGAGGGGCGAGUGGGUACCCAAGUCUAAGAGAUGUGGCCUGCUAGCCAUCAAGCUGGGUAUGACGCCCAUAUGGACUAAAGAAGGCGAGAGACUUACAGUCACAGCACUACAGGUAGUGGAGAACAACGUCAUUAGUUACACACCUCCCGAGGAGAAUAAAUUCAGUGACACAAAAGGCUACCUCAUUGUUGGUGCCAGGAACGCCAAUCCCCUCAAGAAAUCAUUUUUCUACUCGGAGCAGUUUAAGGAGGCAGCAGUACCAGUGAAAGAUCAUUUAGCAAAGUUUAAUGUGACGCCAAAUGCCAAGUUGCAGCCAGGUACACCACUCUUAGCUGGGCACUUCAGACCGGGGAUGUAUGUCGACUGCCGCGGUAGAACGAUUGACAAAGGUUUCCAGGGCGUCAUGAAACGAUGGGGAAUGAAGGGUCAACCGGCAAGCCACGGAGCCACCAAGACCCAUCGUAAAAUGGGCGCAUCUGGGGGUGGAGGGACUCCGGGAAAAAUUUGGCCUGGUAAAAAAAUGCCUGGACAUAUGGGAGACAAAUGGCAAUGGACCUAUGGACUGAAGAUCUGGCGUGUAAACACCAAGUACAACAUAAUCUACGUCAAUGGCAGUGUAUGCGGCACAAAGUACGGCUACGUUAAGAUCAUAGACACCAUCAUACCCAAACGGAAUGAUUUUAAAGACCCCCCUCCGUUCCCUACGUACUACGAGGAAGAAUCGUUGGACAAAGAUCUGUACAGUGAAGAUAUGUUUGAACACACAGAGCCGAGUAUUCAAUAUGAAGAGGAGGAAGAAAUCCCAAGUCGAUGAGGAGUUUUUUGCUGGAAGAGUGUUAUUUCAUGCCAUUCUUUUGGACAUUUCCUUGAAUGCUAUCUUUACAAUUCAGGCGUGAUAUUUUACCAACUUUAGUCUGUUUUCCAAUUUUUUGUUUGCCCUUGGGAAAAAUCUGAAAAAUUGUGAUUAUUAAAUAACCUUGAGCCUACAGCAUGCGUAACAUGUAGGUAAGUCCUUGUACUCGAUGAAAUGUUACUACUUUUUUUUUCAAAUGACUCAAUAUCAUGCUUGUUCCAUACAGAUUGAACUUUCAACUGCAUUUUCUUUUUAGUACCAUUGAAGCAAUUUCUGCAUGCUAACUAUUCAAUAUCGUGCACUGUGAUUUUGAAUGAUACACUUUUGACAGCCUGCAAUGUAAUAUCAGAAUUGUUUUGUUGAUAUUAUAUACAGGUAGGUUAUACAUCAUCUAGUGUGGUUUUGCAAUAUAGCAGAAUUCUUUUGUUGGUAUUGAUAUGAUAUCAGGCUGUGAAUACGUCUACAUAGUACACAGUCAACCCUCCUACUGUCUGACCAUUCAAUAUUGGUUACUGUAGUUUUGAACAAUAGAUAAAACUAUACCAGCCUUCAAUAUAAUGACUUAUGGUAAAUGCAUCUACACAGUAUACGAUCAAUCCUCCUACUGUCUGACCAUUUAAUAUCAUCCACUGUUGUCUCGAAUGAUGGAUACAUUUGCCAGUCUGCAAUCUGAUACCAGGUAGCUAAUGCAUCUACCAUGUCUACACAGUACACAGUCAACCCUCCUACUGUCUGACCAUUCAAUAUCCUGCACUGUGGUUGUGAAUGAUACAAUGUACUUGGAAUAUAAUAUCAUGUGGUGAAUGUCAUAAUGCUCAUUUGGAGAAACAAAACAGACACAAACAUUGAGUACCAUUCAAGAUUUUUAUUGCAAAAUAAUCAUUUGACAAUGCAGUUACUUACUACACAGUUUCCACAACAAAGUGAUAUAAUACAGAAAGAACAUUUUACAAGAUCUGUUUGUAAAUAAUAAAACAAAAUUAAUUGAA
This is a messenger RNA of Asterias rubens (European starfish), 2099 nucleotides long. RefSeq names its product 39S ribosomal protein L3, mitochondrial-like. Gene Ontology annotation, molecular function: structural constituent of ribosome. Lineage: Eukaryota; Metazoa; Echinodermata; Asteroidea; Forcipulatida; Asteriidae. The record is from RefSeq and is a predicted model, not a curated record. The transcript has 8 exons. The coding region runs from base 1 to 1071 and encodes 356 amino acids. Gene Ontology annotation, biological process: translation. Gene Ontology annotation, cellular component: ribosome; mitochondrial large ribosomal subunit.